Molecule: messenger RNA, 1560 nt
Organism: Mucor velutinosus
Lineage: Eukaryota; Fungi; Mucoromycota; Mucoromycetes; Mucorales; Mucoraceae
Exons: 6
Coding region: 1-1560 (519 amino acids)
Biological process (GO): transmembrane transport
Cellular component (GO): plasma membrane
Molecular function (GO): transmembrane transporter activity
Source: RefSeq, a predicted model, not a curated record
AUGGAUAGUACGACCGCUAAAGUCAUCGAUAAAUCAUUAGACGAUUUUACGAAUAAAGAUCAUGAUAGCAUCAUCAUACACAGCAUAGCAACAAUAGAUCAAGCACCACCACACAAAGGCAGCACAUUUGAAAAGCUACUCUUCAAGCUAAAAGGCGACAUUUACGCAGCGGAUGAUCCUCGACAAUACUCUCUGGCAAAGAAAAAGCUAAUAGUAUUCAUUGUUGCAUUAGGCGGUAUCUAUGGUCCACUGUCUACUCUGAUCUAUUUACCUGGCAUUCUACAAAUGGCAAGAGAUUUAAAUGUAUCCAUCGAAGGCAUCAAUGCCACCAUGUCUGCUUAUGUUGCAUUGGCUGGCCUCACUCCUUUGUUCUGGUCAAGCAUUAGUGAUACGUACGGCAGAAGACCAGUCUAUAUCAUGAGCGUAUCUAUCGGCAUAGUGGCUUCCAUCCUCUGUGCUUCGUCUAAAAACAUAGCUAUGCUGAUUGUAUUUCGAGCUCUUCAAGCCAGCGGGGCAAGUUCAGGGCAGACACUCGGCGCUGGAUCCAUUGGAGAUGUCUUUGAUGUCGCUGAUCGCGGAAAAGCGUAUGGUGUCUUCUUUAUUGGGCCACUAUUAGGUCCAUCCUUGGGGACCCUUAUAGGUGGUUUUCUUUGUGAGUUUCUUGGAUGGCAAUCUACUUUUUACUUUACAGCAAUAGUUGGUGGUGUUGUUUUAGUUUUGGUAGCCUUCUUCCUCCCAGAGACAGUGCGAAAGACCAGACCUAAAGUAGUAGAAGGCAAGGCAUCCAGCGUGUUUAAGAACCUGCGCAUGGCAUUUGCUCCAAUGAUUGUCAUGUUAGGCGAUCCAACGAUUCUAAUCAUGACAUUAUAUGGUUCAAUAAUCUUUGCUUCCCUCUUCUUUUUGAACCCCACCAUCACGGUUACGUUUGAGACACUGUAUAACUACAACGCAUGGCAAGUGGGUCUCUGCUACCUCUGCUUGGGUGCGGGCAUGAUAUGUGGUUCCGUGCUUAGUGGCAUCUACUCUGAUAGGAUCAUCCAGGACCUUCGCAAUAGACUUGGAUCAGAAAACGUUUACCCAGAAUUGCGAUUAAAGGCUGUAUAUCCAUCAUUUGUCUUAAUUCCUGCAGGUUACUUGCUUUACGCUUGGACCACAGAAAAGCAUUUGGCUGUUUAUGGGCCACUGAUAGGUCUAUUUGUUUAUGCUGUAGGUCAAAUGUUUGCCGUCAAUCCGUCGUCUGUGUACUAUGUCGAUAGUAAACCCGGCAGAUCGGCGAGUGCUGUUUCAUUGAAUAAUUGUGCAAGGUCUUUAUUGGGUGCAAUUGUUACCAUCUUUUCUACUUCAUGUGUGCGCUCUGCUGGCUCAGGCAUAGUGUUUACUAUUCUGGCUGCAAUCAGUGUGCUGAAUAUUACAUUUGUGUUGCUAGUCAAAGUAUAUGGCCGCAAAUGGCGAACAGCUUUUGAAGAAAGAACGAACACAGCACCUGCUACUGUGGCAAAUCCUAUGAGUAGUGAUAAUAGUUUGAGUGUUUCAAGUGAUAAUAUGCAGCAGAAAGCUUAA